Messenger RNA from Metarhizium album ARSEF 1941, 1995 nucleotides. RefSeq names its product Ribonuclease H-like protein. The record is from RefSeq and is a predicted model, not a curated record. NCBI's taxonomy places the organism in Eukaryota, Fungi, Ascomycota, Sordariomycetes, Hypocreales, Clavicipitaceae. Gene Ontology annotation, cellular component: nucleus. Gene Ontology annotation, molecular function: exonuclease activity; nucleic acid binding. Bases 1 to 1995 code for a protein of 664 amino acids. The transcript has a single exon.
AUGAGCUUCUCCCUCAGUUACAUACCAUGCCCUGCCGGCAAGAGCUGCACCGCAUUUCAGUGCAUCUUUGGCCAUGGCGGAGACAACGCCGCCGAGACCAGACAUGAGGCACCGCCACCAUCAUCAACUUCACGUCAAAACGAUGCAUCCUCUGUCUCUCGUGACCGCUCGCCUCCCUACGAAGAGAAUCCCCGUAAACGCCCCAGAGUAGAGCAAGAGAAUGCUUCUUUCCCGUCUCAACCGCCCCUCAAGGCACACACUGCACCCAGCAACGCCAACAAGGACAACUCGUCCAACACGACGCCUCACUCUGCCACCCGGCCCGUUUCACCACCACUUCUUCAACGAAUCACCAGAACAAUGGACACAAAGGCGAGGCGCCCUUCUUCAACGCCACAAAGGUCUCCUGCCACCGAGAGUUUAAAGUCGCCAGCGCCCCCCGGCGUUAACGCCCUGACGAGGCCGGCAUGUGAAUCGACCAAAAAGAGGAAGCCCGAGUCCCUCAACCCCCGGCUUCUCAAGAGCUCACCCGCGAGCCAUGAGACUCGUUUAAAGCUCCUCAAGUUGCUACACCACGAAUAUACCCGGCUCAACCGGGAGCUGCGCCAGGCUGCGAAACCAGGUGACGUCACACUCGUCAUGUCCGAACAGGAUCUGAUUUUCGAGGCGUUGGAUCAGGAACAGGCCGCGGCGCUGGAGAAACCGGCUGUCUAUACAAACGUCAUGAAGAACAAGGUCGUGCAGCACAAGAGGAUGGAUGUGGCCCAGUGGAGAGAGCUGCGCAUCAAGCAGGCUCCUCGACCACAGGGGCAAAAUGGCGGGAAUAUACCCAAAGAGAUCAAGACCGGUCUCACAGCCGUUCAGGAGGUAGAGCUUCUCAGGAGAAUCGUUACGAGUGUGGAACAUCUCUCCAACCACGGCUACGUGUCGUCCGUCCCGCCAGACGACGCUGUGGAAUCCGGCCGGGCGGGGCUGGAGGCCUCCAAAGGAUGGGAAAAGUGCGACCGAUGCCAGCAGCGGUUCCAGGUCUUCCCGGGGAGAAGGGCAGAGGACGGGGCGCUCGUGUCCGGGGGCGCAUGCAACUUCCAUUGGGGGAAGACGUACGUUCCCGAAAAAGCACCGGGCGACACGGCCAGGGUCCCGAAACGAUACCGGUGCUGUGGACAGGAAGUUGGCGAUUCGCCAGGCUGUUCCACCCACGACAAGCACGUCUUCAAAGCAAGCGACCCGAAGCGGCUGGCGGCGGUGCUCAACUACGCACCGACGCCGGAGAACCCCGGCGCCCCCAGGGACAGAGCUGUCUGCUUCGACUGCGAGAUGGGCUAUACCGUCCACGGGAUGGAGCUCGUCCGACUCACCGCAACCUCGUGGCCCUCGGGCGAGGAGCUUCUCGACGUGCUGGUCCAGCCGGUGGGCGAAAUACUGGAUCUUAAUUCUCGGUAUUCCGGCGUGUGGCCAGAUGACUUGGCAAACGCUCUGCCCUGGGUGCCAGACGGGCCGAUGCCCUCCAAAACAAGAACGCGGCUUGGUGCUGAACACGACUCCACAAAGUCCAGACGCCUCAAAAAAGUCUCGUCGCCGGAAGUUGCCAGAGAUCUCUUGUUUUCGCUGAUAUCCCCCUCAACACCACUAAUCGGCCACGGCUUGGAAAAUGACUUGAACGCCGUGCGCAUCAUCCACCCUACUCUCAUAGACACGGUGCUUUUAUACCCCCACAAACUCGGCUUACCAUACCGGCACGGGUUGAAGAUGCUCAUGGAUGUCCAUUUGAACAAAAAGAUACAGCAGGAUACGGGGCCAAAGGCUUUGGGUCACGAUUCUGCAGAGGACGCUAGGGCUGCGGGGGAGCUGGUACGGUUGAAGGUCAUGAACGAGUGGAAGGAUAUGCAGAGGGCGGGCUGGACGUUGGUAAAAGGGCAAUUUUGGCCGCCUGGGAAGCCGGGCGGGUUGACAGAGGCAUUUAUCGAGGAGAAAGGGGCGACCAUCAUUUUGUAG